This is a messenger RNA of Hippocampus zosterae (dwarf seahorse), 3994 nucleotides long. Its product is annotated as sentrin-specific protease 5-like. The coding region runs from base 555 to 2648 and encodes 697 amino acids. Gene Ontology annotation, biological process: protein desumoylation. The transcript is spliced from 10 exons. Gene Ontology annotation, molecular function: deSUMOylase activity. The record is from RefSeq and is a predicted model, not a curated record. Gene Ontology annotation, cellular component: nucleus. Lineage: Eukaryota; Metazoa; Chordata; Actinopteri; Syngnathiformes; Syngnathidae.
CUUGGGUAGGCGAAGGUUCGCUCGUGAGUGUCUCCGGAAAGGGCCGAAGCAAACUGACGUCAUCAACUUGCGCCGCCUAUUGGAUGCUCGUAUCUUCACAUAAUGUGAAACAAAACUAACCACCACAACGACAAUGUAACGUAUCCGACUGUUUGUUUUAUGCUUUUUCUCAACCUUUCACUUUAUGCACAGUAAGAAUUUAAAGUUGCUCGUCAAAACUUCCUCUAUGUCCUCCGACGCCUUGUCUCUGUUUUGGCUGAAGCUAAAGCUAAAGCUUUUAGCUUCAGGAGUCAAGGGUGAAGUAAUCCUGAUCCAAAGUAUAGUACAUAACUGUCAAUGAGCCACAAUCAACACCACCAGGUGCUCGACUGUCUCGACCAUUAAUAUUGGCUGGGAAAAGCCAGAGCACAAACACUAUUCUGGAUUUGAGGCCAGUUUAAUAGAAGAAAAGAAGAACAAAAAGUAAAUAUCACAUGGAUAAUAAGAGCAAUAGGGAAGAGGAGAUCACAGUUUGAAGAGCCUGGGAUGGGGUUAAAUUACCAAAAGAGUACGUCAUGGUUUACAACAACUCUGCUUCCCCAAUGAAAACAUCUCUUAAACUUAAUAUAACAGAGGCAGCACCUCCUGAGCAAGCAGCACCUCCUCCAGUGCUGCCUCUUACAGAUACUUCUAACCAGUCACUCCUUGACUCAGAUGUUUCCUCCAUUUCCGAUGUCUCACAGCCCACUAUUCAGACUCUUGCAGAAGCUGGGUCACUAGUUAUAACCCCUAAAAUAGCACCUAAGGUUAACUCAGGUCUCACAUCGGACUGGUCCUCUCCGCAGUCAACAACCGCCAUUCAAGGUACAGUCAAUGGCCGCACAUCAGGCAGAAAGAGGACACCCAAGACCUGUGACUGUUGCGGCCCCAUCAGAAGGGGACAAGAUGUCAGAACCUCAGGAAGAGGGAGGAGAAGGGGGCGAGGAAGAGGAAGGGGCACCGGAAGGAACAUCCACGGUACCCCACAACAGAAAAGUGAUGACAAGCUCAUGAGAAUUACUGACUUUGACCUGACGGGGGAUGAGUUCACUGAAGCUGAGGAUGAAAAUGACAUGCAUGACGGUAUGAACAUAUUCAAUACCCAGUCAGAGCCACAUGCUCCUUCACGUGUCUUUUUCUCUCUGCUGGAUGGGGACCUCUUGGAUAAUGGCCAGAUGAGUUUCCCAGAAACCAUGAUGCCAGCUACGUUGGCUUCAAAAGGGGAGGCGAUCAUUGGAAUUAAACCAGGAGUUGAAAAUGACGUAAUUGACGAUUCAAAAAAUGCCCCGACUCUGUCAGAGUUGGUUUGUCAUCAGGAGCAUAUGAACUGUAUAUCAGAUGCAUCACAGAUUGGAAAUGGAGAUUCGCUCAGUUUGUCCGAAGCAGAAACUGAAGCGGAGACACUUGAGGACAAAAGCAGUGUUAGUCAACAAGGAAAUGGAACACUUUGCUCAUCCGGAGUGUCAGCUUCUCCUUCAAGGCCAAGAAGUCCUCAGAACCAUGACGCAGAGAUGCAUGUAUCAGUGGAUUCUGACAGAACCGACUCGUCAUCUCGUUGUCUCUCACCGACUCUGUCCAUUGAAAACGGCACCUCACCCGCAGACCACAGUCCCAGAUCCGCACCCAUGGAAAUGGACAGUGCAAAUCAAACAAUGGUUUCUUCUUCACAACAUUAUCCUGUUACGGUAUGCGGCACGCAGCACUGCUGCCCCCUGACAGACCACCGUUUGUACUGUAACCCCGUAACUUGGGAGAACGUGGCAAAUCCUAUUAAGAAUAUGUCAGAAGAAAUAGAUGGACAAGACAUGGAUGGCGUUGUGGAAAGUGAUGAUAUCCGAGAGAGACUUAUUCAUCUGGUCCAUGACUUUUUGGAGAGCUUCUACAUAAAGUAUGGCAGUUUCAUUCCCCUCAGUGAGACAGAUGUCCUGGAAUAUCUGAAGAUGAACGGCAACUGCGACGACUUCAGUAAACUGGGACUGAACAUCAAACGGGAAAUGGCGCAGUAUAAGGCAGCACUAGCCUCUGCACCUGUAGCUGGCUUCAUGGUCAUCUAUAACAAACAUACGUUGAGCCUGGAAGAUCUUGGUACGCUGGAGGACCAGAAUUGGAUAAAUGACCAGAUUAUUAAUACGUAUGGAGACCUGAUUAUGGAAGCAACCGAGCACAGUGUUCAUUUUUUCAAUAGUUUCUUCCACAAGCAGUUGGAUGCCAAGGGGUAUGACGGCGUAAAGAGAUGGACCAAAAAAGUGGAUUUAUUCUCCAAGUGGCUCCUGCUCAUUCCCAUCCACUUAGAAAUCCACUGGUCUCUCGUCACUGUGACCAUGGCAACGAAAACCAUCAAUUACUUUGACAGCCAAGGCAUUGUCUUCCGACACACUGCAGAUAACAUAAUGAAGUACCUUCAGUCUGAAGCGCAAGAGAAGAAAAAGACAGAUUUCCUGAAAGGUUGGAAGAUUGCCAUUAUCAAGGGUAUUCCUCAGCAGAAAAAUGACAGUGACUGUGGCGUUUUUGUCCUGGAGUACUGCCGUUGUCUCUCGGUGAAGAAGCCUCUGUUGUUCAGUCAGGAUGACAUGCCUCGCAUUCGCAAACGGAUCUAUAAGGAGCUGUGUGACAGACACCUCAACUCCUAAAUGACUGAACUAUGGCCUCAUCAGAUCAGACUGCUUGGCUUUUUACAUGCAGAGGUCUCCGAGCUUGUUGGAUGGAUCUUAUUUUACAGCGCAUCUGUUGCUGAACAAACAACUGGGCUAUCUGUUUUCCAGUGAGCGGCAGAUUUGUUCACACGACUUGGAAAGAACUACUGACGUGGCCUCCUACUGAUGCUGGACUACUUUGUUUUUCACGUUGCCUUUCCUUUUUUGUAUUUCGCAUGGCCAGUUGAUAUGAAACUGGCCACUCUUUAGGACAGACAGGAUCUCUUCCUUGGACUCCUGCAGGCAUUCUCCCGGCUCGGACCAAACGGAGUGGCCAUUUUAAACAUAGUGACGAUUUAAAGUGUGUGUUUUAUGCGGGACUUUGAUAGCAGCAGCUCAUAUGUUUGUGUCUCUCGAACAUGUCAAUCAAGAAAGGAGAUGUGAUUCAGUGGACCAACUGUUCACCUAAAACUUGAAGAUGGAAGUUGGAUUUUCUUUCUUGGACUGCUAAUAUUUGCACGGAUAUUGAAGCUUAUACAUUGAGUUUAGAAAAACAAGCGAAUGUACUGCCCAAGUAUCCUUCCUUUUUUUCCUAAAAGAUUGUGACUUUUCAUGUCAUACAAGGUAAACACGCAUUUUGGGUGUGGCUCAAGAUAGGGGUACGUAGGUGAUCUAUUCUUAUUUUUUUCUCUCUCUCUCUCACUGUCAGGUUUUUGUCCUGUGACACCAAAUAAUUUCUUCUUAAAAUUCCACCUGCACACCCCCACCCUCACCUUAUUUUAUGUUGUAGUAUUUACCAGAUUGUUUACCUAAGCUAGCAAAACCCUGAUUUGCAAAACAUUCAUGUGUCCAUCCAUUUGAACUAAUGUAUACUUUCUCAUUGUUAGAUGUGCAGAUAAAGCUGCUGAUGUGAAGGCCACAGUUGUAGGUGUUAGCCUAGAAGUUAAACUUUCAGAUGUUCGUGUAGACGCAUUGAUGCAGGUUUAUAAAUACUUCCUCAUUUACCUCCUGUUGAGAAACAAGUGGACCUCGCUUUUUCGUUCCUGAGCGUCCCUCUCAUCUUGCUUUUGAUGUGGUAUCCUCUUGUGUGGAAUGACUAUAUUUUAACUUCUUUAAAUGCUUGCUUUGGUUAAACACCACAGGGGAAUCUUUGCUUUUUAAUUAUUUUAAUUUUAUUUAAUCCAAUACUGCUGCCUACGUGAUGCUUUUUUGUAUCGCUUUUGUAUGUCUUUGUUUGGGUUGAUGUUGACACAACAUGCAAUGACUGGAUUCAUUGUUGUUUGUACCUGUAUUUAACCAAUGUUUUCCCCCACACUUUUUUUCCAGAUAAAUACUCAACCGUA